UUCUUCAUUGGUUGGUGGAUUAUCAUCGAUGCCGCAGCUAAAGAUCCUUUUGAGCCUGCCUAUCACACACCUGGAGCCAUAGCCUCCUUUGCUUUGUUCAUGUAGGUUUUUUUACAUUUAACCUAGUGUUUUUUCUGAACUUCAAUUUAAAGCAUGGGAUGGUUCCUUUUUCAGGGACAUUCUGAGAUAAGAACUUGUAUCUACAUCAGUUUCUUUUUGUAAAACUUGUGACCUUAAUUUCUCAUUUUCUCUAUAUGUAAUAAGCACUCUUUGCUUCUUCUACUUCAUGUACAGCUCCAUUUUGUAUCCAUAACAUGUUUUCCAAACUCAAAUGUUGUAUUGUGUUCUUCAAAUGUUUGUUAAUUUUCUAACGGCUGGUAAAAAUUUUAGUUCUGAAAAAAUAAUAAUUUUCAAUGAAUUUUUCCUUGUAGGGUAAAUGCAGUUUCCAAUGCCCAGGUCAGAGGUGAAACCUACACCACGGGGUGUAUAGGACAGACAGGCAAGUUUGAAUUCAAGUAACCUUAGCCUGUGAACAGGCUGUCUGUUUUGGGGUGGGGUGAAAAAAUCGCGAGGAGAGGGAAAGAAAAGGGUGAGAGCCUGUGGACAAACAUUUGAGGUCGCUAUUCCGCCUUCUUGUCUUGUAAUUGCCGAUCAUCUGUCAGCAAGAUCGUUAUCUGUCACUUGGAUAUAUUGGAAUGUAAUCAAUUUCGUGUGUAAAAAAGGGGUUGGUAGGCAACGCACAACUUUUACCUUGUUCCAAAAUGCUGCUUUUUCGAGAUUUUUCUGCUCUGGAGGGUUUAGUUUUAAAUGAGAAAAUGUGAUUUUUGCCGCUUAUUUGAGAGGUUGUGACAUGCAUAUUGAUGUUCUGUGGUUAUUGUUUCUGGUCGGCGUGAUUUGCCCUCUGAUGCAAGAACGUUCAUUGUGGCUAAAAAAGCUCAUCAGUCAAGAGCCAGAAGACGCCAUGUUCAAGAUCAGAAGACCUGUUUACAAGCGAUUAUUUAAAUCAAAUCACAUGCUACCUGCCGACCAAAAAAAGCAAUGUAAAUCAAACCUGUCGUCAGUCAGUGUUCUCACCAAUGGGAGCUUGCAUCAGGAUCUGAUGCACAGCAGGUGCCAUGGAACGACAGUCCCAAAUGUUUGUCUACAGGCUCUCACCCUUUGCCUUCUUUCUGCUCGUGAUUUUUUUCACCCUUUCCCCAAACAGAGAGCCUGUUCACAGGCUAAAGUAACCCCAAAAGUGACCAAAAGCAAUUUUCUUCCUAAUGAUAUUACAUUAUUAAGAGAUAAAAGGGAAAAUGCCUUGAUCUUUUAUCAAAUUCUCUCAACUUAUUCUUUAAGGAAAUGUAUGGAGAACAGUCUCGAGAAUUUGUACAUUAAGAUUGAGACUUAAAGGGUUAAUUUCUUAUCAGUAAAGAUGAGCUCAGAUGAGUAUUGUUUUAUUUCUUGCAAGGUGGUUGUAUUUAUGUGCAUUAACACAGCCAAUAAUUCUUAUGUGAAUUCAAGCCAAUAUAAUUUUCUUUUCAAACCCAAAUAUUGAAAACGACAAUAUUUGCAUGGUAGUUGUGUUAAUCCACCUCUAAAAACUUUGUCUUCUGCAGGUGUAUGAUACAAAUUUAAAGUUCGACAGACUGCUUUAUAAAAGUGAUAUUGGUCUCCUUACUUACCUAAUAAAACUACAGUGGAAACCCACUCAAUGGACACUUUCGUUUGUCUGAAAAUCUCAUUGAAAAUCUCCCUUGGUAUCUUAUUUCCUUAUAUUAAUUGAAGCAGGAUUGUGCUAGUAAUGACUUUACUACUAAUAAUUUCCAAAUUAUUAUCUAUUUUGUGACUAAUGUCUUGACAGGUGCCAGGGUGUGGCUAUUGAUGGGAUUUGUCCUGUUAUUUGGUAGCUUAAUUGCAGCCUCCUGGAUUCUGUUUGGUUCUUAUGUUGUUCCAGGUAAUGUCACUAAUCAGGGAUGUUCAUCACAAUAAAUUAUAUGCAUGGCACAAAAUUAGAAAAUGUUGGUUGUUUACUGUCACAUGGACAAUCUGGCCGGUUCACAGUUUGGCCAAACAGUAAGCAAAAUUCAUGAUAAAUUAGUAAAUUUUAUUCUGAAAUCGCAUUUACCAUUUCUACAGAUCAGUUCCAUUUUAGCGAAAAAGGGCCACGAAAGCCUGAAACUGUUAUCAAAGAUGGCUAUGAAGAAAUAGAACACAAAUUUCCAUUUGGAACAUUCUGACUGAGAAAACAAGACUACCUUUUCAGAAGUUCCAUUGCUUCUGGAAAUUUUCCUCUGGAACAACCCAAAAAGUCAUGUCCAUUUACUUUCCAACUGGAUUUUCUUUGUAAAUGGUAAACAUCCACUCUGUCUCAUUCCAUGACUGCAUUUGAAUUUGUGAGCACAGUUCUUCUGAUUAGGUUUGUUAGUUUGCUCAAAUCGGAUGACUGCUAAUUGUAAAUUACUCAUAUGAUUUCAGACCAAUUUGGACUUCACUCAGGCCUGUUACCACUAUAAUUCACGUGUAGGGUAUUUUUAACCUCAAUUUCCUUCUUGCUAAAAUGGACAGCUAGAUUGUCCCUGCCUAUGUGGAGGUCUCUCUAAGAUGGACACAUAGUUUCAGCUAGGUCCCAAAGGCGUUUGUCUUAGAGUCUUAGUUUACUGUGGUUACAUGUAGUUCUUAUUAGAUAUGGUUUUAAGGUACAGUAUAUACCACCACCCUGACCGCUCCCUUAACACCACUACCUACAUGUAUGGCAAUCCCAAAUCACAGUCACCUCAGGCUAACAAUAAAUCUUACUGGCCAACAUCAAUUCAUUGUUACAUUUCCCAUACAUCAUCAACCACUAAAACAAUAACAACAACAAUCAAGCGAAAAGGUUAUGAGAAUGGCAUGUAAUGAAAUGACCACCAAUGGAAAAAGAGGCUUUGAUCUUUUAUCAAAUUCUCUCAACUAGUUGUUCAAAGAAAAUUUAUGGAGAUCAGACUGCAGAGUUGACAUGUGAUUUUAAGGGUUUGCACAUGCAGGAAUGUAUACAGCACCCAUUGGAAGUGUGCAUACAAUAGGGCCGUUUAUACGAGGAAAAAUAAGACGUAUCUUAAAUAAGACGCAAACUUUCUGUAUAAACGGCACAUUUUGUCUAAAAUAAGAUGCGACUUAGCUAAGACAUGUCUUAUUUUAUAACAGCCCUUAACACCUGUUCUUAGAUAAGACGCGUCUUAGCUAAGACGAGAAAAACUUUGCAUAGUACGCAUGCGUUAAUUAUUUUUGGUGCCCCAUGUUGGAUUGCCGUUGCUACGGGCAACAUCCAAAUGAAAACGAGUCAAGAACAGAAAUAAGAUGCGAACCAUUUAUACGAGCUGUUCUCGUCUUAGACAAGACAUGCUUGUAUAAAUGGUACUGUUUGCGUCUUAUUUAAGACACGUCUUAUGUAAGACGCGUCUUAUUUUUCCUCGUAUAAAUGGCCCUAAUGUUUCCAUGACCAUGUGUGUCAUAGUUAUCAAUACUAUUUUUGUUUUCAGCUAAACCUGACCCCUGGCCAGGUGUUGCAAUCUUCUUGCAAAAUGCUUUGAUUUUCUUCAGGCAAGUCAUUGUAUUAGUUAAACCUAAGCUCACUCUC
Messenger RNA from Porites evermanni, 3598 nucleotides. The record is from the annotation of a GenBank genome assembly. NCBI's taxonomy places the organism in Eukaryota, Metazoa, Cnidaria, Anthozoa, Scleractinia, Poritidae.